AUGACUACAAGAACAGCAAACAGUUCAAACGAUGAUCAACAACCAGAGACGCUCACUCAAAGGAUGUCUACAAGAACAGCAAACAGUUCAAACGAUGAUCAACAACCAGAGACGCUCACUCAAAGGAUGUCUACAAGAACAGCAAACAGUUCAAACGAUGAUCAACAACCAGAGACGCUCACUCAAAGGAUGUCUACAAGAACAGCAAACAGUUCAAACGAUGAUCAGCAAACAGAGACCCUCACUCAAAGGAUGUCUACAAGAACAGCAAACAAUUCAACGAUGAUAAACAAACAGAGACGCUCACUCAAAGGAUGUCUACAAGAACAGCAAACAGUUCAAACGAUGAUCAACAAACAGAGACGCUCACUUAAAGGAUUUCUACAAGAACAGAAAACAGUUCAGCUGAUGAUCAGCAAACAGAGACGCUCACUCAAAGGAUGUCUACAAGAGCAGCAAACAGAUCAAACGAUGAUCAACAACCAGAGACGCUCACUAAAAGGAUAUCUACAAGAACAGCAAACAGAUCAAACGAUGAUCAACAACCAGAGACGCUCACUAAAAGGAUGUCUACAAGAACAGCAAACAGAUCAAACGAUGAUCAACAAACAGAGACGCUCACUCAAAGGAUGUCUACAAGAACAUCAAACAGUUCAACUGAUGAUCAGCAACCAGAGACGCUCACUCAAAGGAUUUCUACAAGAACAGCAAACAGUUCAACUGAUGAUCAACAACCAGAAAUACUCACUCAAAGGAUUUCUACAAGAACAGCAAACAGUUCAACUGAUGAUCAACAACCAGAAACACUCACUCAAAGGAUGUCUACAAGAACAGCAAACAGUUCAACUGAUGAUCAACAACCAGAAACACUCAUUCAAAGGAUGUCUACAAGAACAGCAAACAGUUCAACUGAUGAUCAAGAACCAGAGACGCUCACUCAAAGAAUGUAUAUAA
Molecule: messenger RNA, 954 nt
Organism: Mytilus californianus (California mussel)
Lineage: Eukaryota; Metazoa; Mollusca; Bivalvia; Mytilida; Mytilidae
Exons: 1
Coding region: 1-954 (317 amino acids)
Source: RefSeq, a predicted model, not a curated record